Molecule: messenger RNA, 981 nt
Organism: Ramularia collo-cygni
Lineage: Eukaryota; Fungi; Ascomycota; Dothideomycetes; Mycosphaerellales; Mycosphaerellaceae
Product: probable mitochondrial phosphate transport protein MIR1
Exons: 4
Coding region: 1-981 (326 amino acids)
Biological process (GO): mitochondrial phosphate ion transmembrane transport
Cellular component (GO): mitochondrial inner membrane
Molecular function (GO): phosphate transmembrane transporter activity
Source: RefSeq, a predicted model, not a curated record
AUGAGCCAAGCACCACCCACCUCCACCGGCAGCUCCAAGCUGGAUGCCGUCAAGCAGAACAUUGAAGCUGCCACCCCCGAGAAGCUGUCCGGCCUCGCCCUUUACUCGCGAUUCGCUUUUGCCGGCGCUGUCUGCUGCUCCGUCACCCACGGUGGCCUCACUCCAGUUGAUGUCGUCAAGACACGAAUCCAGCUCGAUCCUGCYACCUACAACCGCGGCCUGAUUGGCGGUUUCCGCCAGGUCAUCGCCAAGGAGGGUGCCGGUGCUCUCCUGACCGGUGCUGGCCCAACCUUCGCUGGUUACUUCCUCCAGGGUGCGCUCAAGUUCGGUGGAUAUGAGUUCUUCAAGCAACAGUCGAUCAACUUGAUCGGUUACGAGAACGCCUCCAACAACCGCACCGCCGUCUACCUCGCUUCGUCCGCCUGCGCCGAGUUCAUCGCCGAUAUUGCCCUCUGCCCGCUCGAGGCCACCCGUAUUCGUCUCGUGUCUGAGGCUGGUUUUGCCACUGGUCUCGUCUCUGGUUUCAGCAAAAUCUUGAAGACUGAGGGUGUUGGUGCUUUCUACUCUGGAUUCGGCCCAAUCCUGUUCAAGCAGGUCCCAUACACCAUGGCAAAGUUCGUCGUAUACGAGAAGGUGUCUGAGCUCGCAUACCAGAAGUUCUUCGACAAGGCCAACACCAGCAACGGAAUGCAGACCGUUGUCAACCUCGGCUCUGGUCUCAUCGCCGGUUUCGCCGCUGCCAUCGUCUCCCAGCCCGCCGAUACCAUGCUUUCGAAGAUCAACAAGAGCAAGGGUCUUCCAGGUGAGGGCACCACCAGCCGUCUGAUCAAGAUCGCCAAGGAGCUUGGUCUUCGUGGUUCUUACAGCGGUAUUGGUGCCCGUCUUUUCAUGGUCGGUACUCUGACCGCUGGUCAAUUCGCCAUCUACGGUGAUAUCAAGAAGGCAAUUGGAGCCACCGGCGGUGUUGAGAUCGCCAAGUAA